UUUCGGUGAAAAAGACAACUGACACAGGUGACAGCCACAAGCAGGAAAGUCCCUCUUUAAAACAAUAGCAGGGCUGAUUUACAAACUAAAAGUACACUGCACAGAAAGGAAAAAAAGAGAGAAUAAAAUCAUCUAAAACACGCAAGGUCUUUGAAAAUGUCUCGAUCGGAGUUUGACAGCGAGUUUCUGUACAACUUACCCGCAUCUGUUAUGAGUGACUUUAUACGGCUUAUGGACUCGUUUUCACACACGGACUGGAUAUUAUUUGCUUCACAGAUAAUAUCUGAUCAGACUGAGCUGCGCCUUUUGGAGCAAAGCAGCAGACGGACAGACGAACUUAUGCACAAAUGGGGCUGUCGCAAUGGGACAGUUGGAGAACUUCUGAAGAUUCUUGAGGACCUGCAGUGGUUUAGACCUCGUGAUAUCAUCCUUGAAUGGAUAUGUAUUCAGCAGACUCGCUUGGUGCAACAGUACUCUUCAACAGUACCACAAUCUACAAUAUCUCAACCAAGUACAGACAUCUAUGUCGAAAAGCUUCUCCCUGUGCCUGAAAUCAGACGACUACCCAAGCCUGGCCCUCCACCCCCUGAUCUGGAUUCUAUUUAUUCAAGAGUCCUUAAUAAGGAAGAAGAGUGCCCAUGCGAGAACCGUAAGGACCCCCUGCCUCUUUCCUUUAAUGUGAUGAACUGGCCAAUUGAGGAAAUACAGAAAGGUACAUGCAACUUUUCCAAGUGCAAGCAGAUUGGAGAGGGAGGUUUUGGACACGUGUACAGAGCUACAAUGAGAAACACUGAAUUUGCCGUGAAGAAGCUGAAAGAGGACUGCCAUUUGGCCUGGAAUAUCUUGAAGGAAAGUUUCAGGACAGAAGUGGAGCAACUCUCACAAUACAGACAUCCCAACAUAAUGGACCUUGUUGGCUACAGUAUAGAAGGACAAAAUUAUUGUAUCAUAUAUGUUUACAUGCCAAAUGGCUCUUUAGAAGACCGGCUUCAUUGUGAGGACAGCAAUGCCCUCUCUUGGCCACAGCGUGUAAAUAUCUUACUGGGCACUGCCAGAGCUAUCCAGUACCUGCAUUCUUGUUCACCUGCGCUUAUUCAUGGAGAUAUCAAGAGUUCUAAUGUCCUUUUAGGGGAUCACCUGGAGCCCAAACUGGGGGACUUUGGAUUGGCACGUUUAAGUCAGAACCCCAAUAGAACUCCGGGCAAGACGUCCAGUGUAGCUCACACUUCAACGGUACGAGGAACACUUGCAUACCUCCCAGAAGAGUACUUGAAGGAUGGACAUCUGAGCGUGGAGAUUGAUGUUUAUAGCUUUGGAGUGGUUUUGUUAGAGAUACUUUCUGGCCGAAGGGCUCUUGAGUGUGAUGUCCAUUCCAAAACUAUUUACUUGAAAGAUCUGGUAACAUUGAUGGAGGAUGAUGGAAGCAGUUUCAGCAGAGGGAAGCACUCACGGGAGAAGUCCUCUUCUCAAGCAGCAGAGAACAUCUGCAGGAAACAUCUGGAUCCUCGAUUGAUGACUAAAGACACAUCUGCCCUUUAUGGUUCAAUGGAAAUCACUCAAAUGGCAUGUCAAUGUUUAGACCGACGUAGAAAGAAGAGACCUCGAAUGACUGAAGUGUUCAAAGAACUUCAAGAGGUGGAUUCAGUGUUGAAGACCUCUUGCAGAUCAACUAUGGUCAGAAUGUCUCCUGUAUCAUUACAUCCAUCCACCCCUGAGCCUCUGCGCUCUGACAGUUGCACCCUGGACUCUCUUGCCAAUCAAUUUUCUAAACUCCGCCCUCAAGAGAACACUUACCCCUACAUUCACAAUCCUGGCUUUCCUACUUUGACCUCUGUAGUGACCCAGACUGACCUUUCAGAGUCAGAGUGGAAUGCUGAUUCGUGGGGUUCACUGUCCUGUGGAAUACCAUGUGAAUCGGAUGAGAGUCAAGGCUUCUCUCAGUACUUAACAAGUCACGAUAGCAGAUCUGAGCAGUCAUCUUGUAGGUCCUGUGAAAUUCCGGGCACUAAAUCAACUGGUUCUUUAGUUGAUGACCCCUCACAGUCCAAUUCAAAUAAAGAAAUCUCUGAUCAGGAAGUUUUUAUUAAUCCUGUGAGACAGCGACUUGUCCAGAAGAUGGACCUUUAUGAAGAGGGCAGAAUUCUGACUUCUGAUCUGCUAUCAUCAGGUGACUCAUAUAGAGGGAUAAACACUCAAACAAGGGAGCCAGAAGAGAGUGAUGAGUUUGCAAGUGAGACCUCUGAAACCCAUGUACAGUCACCUACUGCAGUAUAAGACCAGAACUUGUCUGGUCCAGAAAGAAAAGCACACACAAACAUAUUUUCACGAAAUAUUUAUAAAUUCUAGGAAUUUCUUUGUGGUACACUUGUUUACGGCAAUGGUAGAAAAAAAAAGACUUUCGUAAAUACCUCAUAUCUGCCAAUGCUGGAGAAUUACGCUACUUUUUAUUUUUUUAAUAGAAACUGGUAAAACGUGGUAUGGUAAUAGCAAGCAAGUGCAAGCUGUGUAACUGUACAUUACUGACAGGUCAGAGACAGAGGUAGUGUCUCAUUUAUAAUUAUACGCCUGUUAUUUUGGCGAUCUGAUGUCUGGUGGUUUUUUGGGCUUUGUUCUCAGAGACUUGGUGAAAAAGUCAUGUUUAUGGAUUAUGGCAAAAACACCUACAUGUAUGAGAGUACUAUUUAACAUUAAUAACUAUCCUGUUUGUAAGGGACUAACCGGUGGUACACUUAAGAGGUUGACCGAUAUUGGAUUUUGCCGAUAACAAUAGCUGAGGUGGUGUAAAAGGCAGAUAACCGAUUAAUUAGUCGAUAGUUUUUAAAUAAAUUUAUAGAAUGUUAGCAAAAACUUCUUAUUCUUUCAUUACUAUGACGCAGACUUAGAGGCUACAAAAUAAAUGAAUUCCCAGAUUCACUAAAAUUCCAAUAAUAACCAGACAAAAAAAAUUAAGAUUUGGUGCAUCACGUGGGACUUUUAACCAUAAUCAAACCUUAAACCCACCAGGGACACUUAUUUUGAAAUGAUCCUCUUUUUUUUUAGCCCAUACAUUCACCAGGUGUGUGUGUGUGUGUGUGUGUGUGUGUGUGUGUGUGUGUGUGUGUGUGUGUGUGUGUGUGUGUGUGUGUGUGUGUGUGUGUGUACGUGUACACACAGUUGAGGUUUAGAAGUUUAAAAACACUUAGGUUGAAGUUAUUCAAAUACAUUUUUUUUAACCACUCCACAGAUUUCAUAUUAGCAAGCUUUAGUUUUGGACAUCUACUUUUUGCAAGACACAAGUACAUUUUCCAAUUAUUUACAGAGAUUGUUUCACUUUUAUUUGACUAUAUCACAAUUCCGGUGGGUCAGAAGUUUACAUACACUAACUUAACUGUGCCUUUAAGCAGCUUGGAAAAUUCCAGAAAAUUAUGUCAAGCCUUUAGACAAUUAGCUUCUGAUAGCGAGUGUACUGAAUAGGUGUACCUGUGGAUGUAUUUUAAGGCCUACCUUCAAACACAGUGCCUCUUUGCUUGACAUCAUGGAAAAAUCUAAAUAAAUCAGCCAAGACCUCAGAAGAAAAAUUGAGAACCUCCAAAAGUCUGGUUCAUCCUUGGGAGCAAUUUCCAAAUGCCUGAAGGUACCACAUUCAUCUGUAAAAACAAUAGUACACAAGUAUAAACACCAUGAGACCACGCAGCAUCAUACUGCUCAGGAGGGAGACGCAUUCUGUCUCCUAGAAAUUAAUGUAGUUUGGUGCGAAAAGUGCAAAUCAAACCGUGAGCAACAGCAAAAAACCUUGUGAAGAUGCUGGAGGAAACGGGUAGACGAGUAUCUAUAUCCACAGUAAAACUAGUCUUAUAUCGACAUAACCUGAAAGGCUGCUCAGUAAGGAAGAAGCUACUGCUCCAAAACCGCCAUAAAAAGCCAGUUUGCAAGUGCACAUGGGGACAAAGAUCUUACUUUUUGGAGAAAUGUCCUCUGGUCUGAUGAAACGAAAAUGUAACUUUAGCCAUAAUGACCAUUGUUAUGUUUGGAGGUAAAAGGUUUAGGCUUGCAAACCGAAAAACACAGAAUACUCACAUUUUCCUUUGUAUGACCUUGCACACUAUCAAAAUAACAAGAUAUGCAUUAUAGUGAGGAUAAAAAUAUAGAUGAAUUUUCUCAGUGAUUAAAGAUUUAGAUACAGUAAAUCUCCACGAGGUGACAGUGAUUGUUUUUAUUUCACCAUUGCUGCUGUUAUAAGAACUGUAGAAUCCUCCAGCGCUGGCCACAGUGUAUAAAAAAAACAUUGGCAACUAUCGGCAUAGAUUUUGCUGAUAACUGAUUGUUUCAUAAAGCAACUAUCGGCACUGAUUAAUCGGUAAAACCGAUAUAUCGGUCUACCUCUGGUACAUUUAUAUAUUUAAAUAGGUUUUUAACCUUUGUCAUGCACAUUUUCAGAAAUGUAACAUUUGAGAAUAUGAAAUGUUUGUUAUUUUGUUUAAAAAAAAUUGUUGAUUGUAUUAAACUACAGCAAUAACUAAAUAACUGCUUUGUUGUUUAAGUUUAUGUUUUC
This is a messenger RNA of Xyrauchen texanus (razorback sucker), 4531 nucleotides long. Its product is annotated as interleukin-1 receptor-associated kinase 1-like. Gene Ontology annotation, biological process: signal transduction; protein phosphorylation. The transcript has 14 exons. Gene Ontology annotation, molecular function: protein binding; protein kinase activity; ATP binding. NCBI's taxonomy places the organism in Eukaryota, Metazoa, Chordata, Actinopteri, Cypriniformes, Catostomidae. Bases 157 to 2274 code for a protein of 705 amino acids. Gene Ontology annotation, cellular component: plasma membrane. The record is from RefSeq and is a predicted model, not a curated record.